AGAGAGAAGACAGGCAGGAUCUCAGCUCCGAGUCCUCAGCACCUUCCCAUACAAUUGACAUGAUAUUGCACACAGAGUGUCAGGAUUGGGGGGCUGAAGGCAUCUCAUCAUCACAUCCACACCACCACCACCACCACCGUCAUGGACACCUCCGGGCACCUUCAUGAUUCAGGGGUUGGCGACAUGGAAGAAGAACCCAAAUGCUACUGCCCGUUAUCGGGGGACUCUGUGAACCAGCUGCAGAGCCACCAUCACAGCCUGUUGCACUCAUCUUCUCCGUCAGCUUUCAGGGCACCUCCUUCCAACAACUCCACCGUCCUCCACCACCCUUCUUCCUCCAGGCAGGGCAGCCAGCUCAAUUUAAGUGACCACUUGGUUGGACACUCUCCAACUUCAGCGUCUACAAGUGGGGCUGGCGGAGGAUGCAAGCACAGACAAGCCAGUCCUCUCGUCCACAGAAGGGACAGCAACCCAUUCACCGAAAUAGCCAUGAGCUCUUGUAAAUACACUGGAGGGGUGAUGAAGCCCCUCAGCCGACUAAGUGCCUCCAGAAGGAACCUGAUAGACUCCGAGCCCGAGAGCCAACCUCUUCAGAUCUUCAACUCCAGCAACGCUCCUGAGAUUGUCAUCUCUUCCAAGGAUGAGCACCACUCCAACCAGAAUUUGCACCACCACCAUCCCAAUGCCACGCAGAACCACUCAGGCAAUAGCACCACCGCCGCCAACUACCCCAAACCCAACAAGAGAAAGCAUCAAAAUAUCGGAUACAAAUUGGGACACAGGAGGGCGCUUUUUGAGAAGCGGAAGAGGCUCAGUGACUACGCUCAUGAUAUUCGGAUGUUUGGAAUAGUUGUCAUGGUCAUUGAGACAGAACUGUCAUGGGGUUUGUACGAAAAGGACUCAAUGUUUUCUCUGGCCCUGAAAUGCCUUAUAAGUUUAUCAUCCAUCAUUCUGCUGGGACUGAUCAUUGCUUAUCAUGCACGAGAGGUGCAGUUGUUUGUCAUUGACAAUGGAGCCGAUGACUGGAGGAUCGCCAUGACCUAUGAGCGGAUUUUCUACAUCAGCUUGGAGCUGCUCAUCUGUGCCAUUCAUCCUAUCCCUGGCGAGUACAAGUUCUUUUGGAAUGCCCGCCUGGCCUUCUCCUACACGCCAUCGCAGGCCGAGGCCGACGUGGAUAUUAUCCUCUCCAUUCCCAUGUUCCUGCGGCUCUACUUGAUUGCCCGGGUCAUGCUCUUGCACAGUAAACUUUUCACAGACGCUUCAUCCCGUAGUAUCGGGGCGCUCAACAAGAUCAACUUUAACACUCGCUUCGUCAUGAAGACGCUGAUGACCAUCUGCCCGGGCACUGUGUUACUGGUCUUCAGCAUCUCUUUGUGGAUUAUCGCUGCCUGGACUGUGCGAGUCUGCGAGAGGUAUCACGACCAGCAGGACGUCACCAGCAACUUCCUAGGUGCCAUGUGGUUGAUUUCCAUAACGUUCCUCUCCAUUGGCUAUGGUGACAUGGUGCCAAACACCUACUGUGGGAAGGGGGUUUGCCUGCUAACUGGCAUCAUGGGUGCUGGUUGUACUGCCUUAGUGGUGGCUGUGGUCGCUCGAAAGCUGGAGCUUACCAAAGCUGAAAAGCACGUCCACAACUUCAUGAUGGAUACACAGCUAACAAAACGGAUAAAAAACGCAGCAGCCAACGUCCUCCGGGAAACAUGGCUAAUUUACAAGCACACAAAGCUACUAAAGAAGAUCGACCAUGCUAAAGUCCGCAAGCACCAGAGGAAGUUUUUGCAGGCCAUUCAUCAAUUACGGAGCGUGAAGAUGGAGCAACGGAAACUGAGUGACCAAGCCAAUACCUUGGUAGAUCUCUCCAAAAUGCAGAGUGUGAUGUAUGAUCUUAUAACUGAGCUCAAUGACCGCAGUGAGGAUCUGGAGAAACAGAUUGGGAAUCUAGAAGCUAAGCUGGACCAGAUCUCUUCGACUUUCAAUACUCUUCCUGUCCUGAUCGUAGACACCCUGCGACAGCAGCAGCAACACCUUCUUUCUGUGGUACUGGAGUCACGGGCACUGGGAGUGGCUGUUGGGACUUCACAAUCGGACAGUCCUAUGGGCAUAAGUUCGGCAUCUUUUCCAACACCACACACCAGCUCCAGUAGCUGCUGACAGGCCAGACUUGUGUUGUGGAUGGUAGACCUUCGACUCCUAGAGUAGGAUUAUUUAGGAGACUUUGGGAAUGCUGGCUAACUAAAUAUCAUGUAAUCUCAGCUAACCUUGAGUAGGAUGUCUUGUAGGAAAGUGAGUUGGCACUCAACAUGAGGAACUACUUGAAGGUUGAGACACUAUUGCGCACCUUCUCAUUCACUGCCAAGUAACCUGCUUAGCGGAGAAGGAUCUGUUACAACCCCACUUCCUCCUGCGAAUACCUUUCCUGAU
Bufo bufo (common toad) is the source of this 2421-nucleotide messenger RNA. It is a transcript of the gene KCNN3, whose product is annotated as potassium calcium-activated channel subfamily N member 3. Gene Ontology annotation, cellular component: neuronal cell body; neuron projection; plasma membrane. Bases 142 to 2151 code for a protein of 669 amino acids. The transcript has 9 exons. NCBI's taxonomy places the organism in Eukaryota, Metazoa, Chordata, Amphibia, Anura, Bufonidae. The record is from RefSeq and is a predicted model, not a curated record. Gene Ontology annotation, molecular function: small conductance calcium-activated potassium channel activity; calmodulin binding. Gene Ontology annotation, biological process: potassium ion transmembrane transport.